This is a messenger RNA of Sclerotinia borealis F-4128, 498 nucleotides long. Lineage: Eukaryota; Fungi; Ascomycota; Leotiomycetes; Helotiales; Sclerotiniaceae. The record is from the annotation of a GenBank genome assembly.
AUGGCGACACCGCCCAUUUCAUACACAAGGUUGAAGCAAAUCGCAAAUGAUGCAUGUCAGAAUGCCCUUGGAAGUGCAGACUUCUAUGAACAUACCAAGACGGAAUCUUGGAACACUACAAUCAUUAACUCGAUCCUCAAAUCCCUAAUUUCGGAAUCGACUCCUUCAUCCGGUGGUUCCCCCUCCUUUAAAUACGCAGUCAACAGCACCAUCAUCCAACAUCUCGUUCCCACCUCCUCGCUCAACAAAUCGAAAGCCGUACCCCCGACUUCUUCGGCUGAGACGGAGGAAAAAGACGAUGCCAAAAUAACAACGAGUGAUGCGAAGGGAGACGCGAAGAGUACAGAGGGGAAACCUCAUGUGGGAAGGAGGGGAAUGCAUAGUGCGACGGGUGCUUAUUGGAAUGAAAAGACGGAUGGCAUGUGGAGUUUUAAAUAUGAGGGGGGUGAGGGGAAGGGGUUGGAUGUGGUGAUUAGUGUUAUUUGGAUUGCGUUGUAA